GGUAUCUACCGGAGCUGCUCACCCACGGGGGAGGGAUGGCAGCCGCUUAAUUACUGGGGUAGCGUUAAUUAAAGCCGGUCGGGCUGGGGUAGUAUCACGGAACUGUGCGCCCCUCGCCGCGCCCCUCUCUUUAAACCCUCGGCCGCCCGCCCAUUGGCUGGUUAUGUCAGGGCCAGCCAAUCAGCAGCGCCUUCGCCUCGGGAGGACGUUACCGCCUACUCCGCCGGACUCGACUUCCCAGCGUGCAGCGCGUUCGACAGCACUUCCGCUUCCGGUCCGUGGUGGUGAGAGCCGCCAUGGCCCUGCCGGAGUGGCACAUCGCCGUGAAGCUGGCCGAGCAGCCGCUGGCGCCCAAGGCCAUCCUGCGCCUGCCGGAGACAGAGCUGGGCGAGUGCCCGCUGGGCGGCUGCAGCAUCUCGCACCUCAAGCAGCUCAUCACGGGCAAGCUGCAGGAAUCCAUGCCGGACCCCGAGCUCAUCGACCUGAUCUACUGUGGCCGGAAGCUGAGGGAUGACCAGACCCUGGAUUUUUAUGGAAUCCAGUCUGGCUCCACUGUCCACGUCCUGCGCAAGUCCUGGCCUGAGCCCGACCAGAAACCGGAGCCCGUGGAUAAGGUGGCAGCAGUCCGGGAGUUCCGUGUGCUGCACACUGCACUGCACAGCAGCCCUGCCUACAGAGAUGCUGUCUUCAAGAUGCUGGGAAACAAGGAAUCCCUGGAUCAGAUCAUUGUGGCUACUCCCGGCCUCAGCAGCGACCCCGUGGCUCUGGGAGUUCUGCAGGACAAGGAUCUGUUUUCCGUGUUUGCAGACCCCAACAUGCUGGACACGCUGAUCCCGGCCCACCCUGCGCUGGUGAACGCCAUCGUGCUGGUGCUGCACUCGGUGGCGGGCAGCACGCCCCUGCCAGCCCCCGACACGUCCUCGCGGGCCAUGGCCCUGGGCUCCUACCGGGACAUGCCAGGUGGCUUUCUCUUUGAGGGGCUCUCUGAUGAUGAGGAUGACUUCCACCAGAGCACGAGGUCCACCCCUUCCAGCAGCGCGUCGGGCUCGCGCCCAGCCUCGCUGGGCUACGCGGGGGCGGCGGGGCCGCGGCCCAUCACCCAGAGCGAGCUGGCCACCGCCCUGGCCCUGGCCAGCACCCCCGAGAGCAGCUCCCACACGCCCACGCCGGGCACGCAGGGCCACUCCUCCGGGACGUCCCCAAUGUCGUCCAGCGUCCAGUCGGGGACACCCAUCACCAACGACCUGUUCAGCCAGGCCCUGCAGCACGCCCUGCAGGCCUCAGGGCAGCCCAGCCUCCAGAGCCAGUGGCAGCCCCAGCUGCAGCAGCUGCGAGACAUGGGCAUCCACGACGACGAGCUGAGCCUGCGCGCCCUGCAGGCCACCGGGGGGGACAUCCAGGCUGCCCUGGAGCUCAUCUUCGCCGGGGGCGCCCCCUGAAUCUCCCUGCGGGACUGGUGAGUGGUGCUGGGACAGCAGCCUGGGGCUGGCUGGGUGCUGGGGACGCUCCUUGCGUCCUCUCCUCACUGAGGGCACUCCCCAUCCUCUCUCCAGCCUGCUCAGGCCCCAGCACACAGGAGGGAGGAGGUGGCUCGCUGCUGGGGACGUGGCCCCUCUGCUGUGCAGUGUUUUAUCUGUCACCACUCCCUGCCUGCUGUUCCAUUCCCCCUGCAUUAAACAGACCCUGCUCAG
This is a messenger RNA of Prinia subflava (tawny-flanked prinia), 1691 nucleotides long. RefSeq names its product ubiquitin like 7 (gene UBL7). The record is from RefSeq and is a predicted model, not a curated record. Gene Ontology annotation, biological process: ubiquitin-dependent protein catabolic process. Gene Ontology annotation, cellular component: cytosol. Gene Ontology annotation, molecular function: polyubiquitin modification-dependent protein binding. Lineage: Eukaryota; Metazoa; Chordata; Aves; Passeriformes; Cisticolidae. Bases 297 to 1439 code for a protein of 380 amino acids. The transcript is spliced from 11 exons.